Brassica oleracea var. oleracea is the source of this 643-nucleotide messenger RNA. RefSeq names its product protein ORGAN SIZE RELATED 1-like. NCBI's taxonomy places the organism in Eukaryota, Viridiplantae, Streptophyta, Magnoliopsida, Brassicales, Brassicaceae. The transcript has a single exon. The coding region runs from base 57 to 323 and encodes 88 amino acids. Gene Ontology annotation, biological process: positive regulation of organ growth. The record is from RefSeq and is a predicted model, not a curated record.
GAAGAUCACCCAAGACAUUUUAAAAAAUUGUUUGAUACUUUGAAUAUUAAUGGAAAAUGAGGGUACAUGAUCAACGGCUGAGAUUUGAUGUCACACCCAAGCCAAUGGGUUUAACCGGAAGUUCAUUUAUCACGGCCAGAUCCAUCGCAGUUCUUCUAUUUGUCUCUCUGUCUCUUCUGAUUCUACCACCGUUCCUUCCGCCGCUUCCACCGCCUCCGGCGACGUUCCUCCUCCUCCCUCUCAUCCUCAUGAUUCUCCUCAUCUUUUUGGCCUUUUCUCCAUCUAAUGAGCCUAGCCUCGCCGUAGAAUCUCUCUACCCCUGAUGUCGCCGACUUGCAUGCCGUCCGUACAUAAAUAUGCGUUACACUAAUAUGUAAGGAGCAGAUUAAUUAAGGGCUUUUAGUUUGUGCACGCAAGAUCAUCUCAUGUGAUAGAUAGAUCCUCGGAUGACAAAAAAAGAGAUAGAUCUUCGAGUUUUCUUUUAAAUGUUUCUUGUAAUUCUAGCUUUUAAUUACUUUUCGUUUAUUUUCAUUUUUCUUGUUCUUUCUUGUUUUGUAGAGGAAUCUUGUUUAUCUGCGCCAAAAAUGAAUUGUAGAAGAAUAUUUUUGAAAUUUAUAUUGAAGGCUAUCUCCUUCUUUUUCUU